Molecule: messenger RNA, 804 nt
Organism: Lodderomyces margitis
Lineage: Eukaryota; Fungi; Ascomycota; Pichiomycetes; Serinales; Debaryomycetaceae
Exons: 1
Coding region: 1-804 (267 amino acids)
Source: RefSeq, a predicted model, not a curated record
AUGGCUGAACUUAAUCAAGAACAAUUAAAGACUUACAAGGCAGUCUCAAUAGUCACCUUAAUUCUUUCCAUCUAUGGUGGAUUGAAGUAUUCAGGAGUACCAGAAGAUCACUUGUCUCAUACUCCAUACUCGGGCAGCAACAUUUUGUUAUUCAUUUACUGGGCUGUGUUGUACCUUUGGCAGAUUUUGUACACCGUACAAACUUUCUUCCCUGAUGAGUAUCGUUUGCUGAUUGUACUGUUGAUUGGAUGGCAUUUCCCCAUUUUCAAUGUGUUGCAUUACGUUUGGGCGGAGUUGUUUACUUCAGGACACUUUUUCUGGAGUGAAAUCAUUGUCAUUGUUAACUUGUUUAAUAUCUUGGGAUUGUAUUUCAGUCACAAAACAUUUACAUUGAGACCAGUUAGUAACUGGUUAUUAAUCCAUGCUCCAUUGGUUGCUUUGCCAUUCUCGUGGUUGUUGUAUGCUCUUUUCUGGAAUGGCGCUGUUUGGUUACAUAUUCACAAGACAUGGGGUAGAAUUGUCGCCAAUAUAUUCAUUUGGGAUUUCUUGUUGGUUCCAGCUUUAUUCUUGUUAAUCUUUAAUGAUUGGGCUAUUGGGUUCAGUACUUCGUACCUUAUGUUUGCUUUGGCCUUUGGUCAAUUGGCAACAAAAGUAUUUGCUUUGCAAUGGAUUUUUGCAUUUGUUAUUGCUGGUAUUUUGGUGGUUUGGAGUGCUGGUUCAAUGAUUAUUGGUGGUGUUAGACAAGGAAGUGGAGAAUCAGCACCUUUAUUGGUUGUUGAAGAAGAGCAAGUAGGUGGUAAUUGA